Molecule: messenger RNA, 4442 nt
Organism: Artibeus jamaicensis (Jamaican fruit-eating bat)
Lineage: Eukaryota; Metazoa; Chordata; Mammalia; Chiroptera; Phyllostomidae
Gene: IQCE
Product: IQ motif containing E
Exons: 23
Coding region: 236-2590 (784 amino acids)
Molecular function (GO): protein binding
Source: RefSeq, a predicted model, not a curated record
GUGACGCAGCGGACGCAGGCAGCGCACGCAGGCAGCGCCAGGAGUCUGCACAGCCCCAGAAGAGGGAGAGGCGACUGGAGCCGCAGGCCAAAGGGAGCACAGACAGCAAAGGAGCCCUGCGGCAGAGGAGGUUCCGGGAGCGCAGUUUCUCGGGCAGCUGGGGCUGGUGCGCAUGCGCACGGCCGGUCGGCGCACUACGCACCACAUCCGGGACUCCUAGGACCAGCAGGUUGCGAUGGCAGCGGGGUCGCGGCGGGCGCGCGGACCGGCCCAGGCUGCUGGCGGCCCGGCGGCCCGCGGAGCCCGGGAGUCCGACAGCCGCGCCCACAGUGCAGAGGGGCGGCCAGGCAGCGCCGCCGCCAUGUCUCUGGGCACCGGAGAUCCUGCUUCGGAGACGGGGGAUGACAGUCUGUCUGCGAUCACCUUGGACUCUGACUGCGAGACGACAACAAAGAGGAGAAGCGUCCACAGACCUCCACCCACGUCUCCAAAGUCGCCGUACUCCUGCCAGCCGAGGGCAGUGCCAUCCUGGAAGUCUCUGAGGACAGCCGCAAGCUUGCCUCUCAGUCACAGAAUGACCCUCACCCCGCAGCAGCUGUGGCGGGGAAGUUCAAAGCCAGCAGGCGGCAUGGCCCAGCCCCCGAAGCCAGGCCUCACCUUGGAGCGUCCCUGGGCCCACCCCCCAGGCAGCACCCCUGACCACCUAACGGAGGCACUGAGAGUGAGGAGGUCAAACCUCAGGCGUUCGGCCAGCAACGGUCAUGUCCCGGGGACCCCCAUCUACAGAGAGAAAGAGGACAUGUACGACGAGAUCAUCGAACUGAAGAAGUCACUGCACAUGCAGAAGGGUGACUCGGACCAGCUGAGGACGCGGCUCCGGCGCCUGGAAGAGGAGAACGCCCGGAAGGACCGGCAGAUAGAGCAGCUGCUGGAUGCCUCCCGGGGCCCCGAUCGCAUGUGGACUCUGGCGGACAAGAGGCCUGACACUGGCUGGGUGGUCAGCGGGCUGCGGCAGCGGGUGCUGAAGCUGGAGCAGCAGUGCAAGGACCGGGACAGCACCAUCAGCAAGCUGCAGGCUGACAUGAAGACCACGAACUUGGAAGAGAUGAGGAUUGCCAUGGAGACCUACUACGAGGAGAUCUACCGGCUCCAGACGCUGCUGGCAAGAUCGGAGACCCCCGGCAGGAAGCCACCCACCGAGAGGAAGCCCAGCCUCAAGCGGCAGAGGAAGCUGAGCAGCGCCCUGCUGAGCCUGUCCCGCAGCGUGCAGGAGCUCACCGAGGAGAACCAGAGCCUGAAGGAGGACCUGGACCGCAUGCUGAGCAGCUCGCCCUCCGCCGCCUGCAGGAGGGGCUACUCGGAGUGGAGCAAGCCCCGGCUGCUGAGACGGGUCGCAGAGCUGGAGAAGACGGUCCAAGAGAUGGAAAGCCCAGAGCCACAUGCCACAGCAGCAGGCCAGCCGGGCCCUCGGGCCCUCUCCGCGUUCAGCUGCUCGCCACACCCGCUGCCCAGAGCUGAGGACAGUGAGAGUCUCCGGAACGCUGUGAGCAGCCUGCAGGGCGAGCUGCAGGAGCGAGAUCUGGAGGUGAAACAGCUGCUCCAGGCGAAGGCCGACCUGGAGAAGGCGCUGGAAGACCUGCAGGAAGGAGAGAAGGCGAGGAGAGAGAGGGAGGAGGUUCUGAGAGAGGAAAUUCGAGUCCUGACCAAGAAGUUCCAAGACCUGGAAGCAGCGAAGAAGGAAGAGGAGGGCGGCCGCGUGGGGCUGGCCCCUGAGGCCCAGGAGCAGCCUCAGCCUCCCUGUCCUGCUGGCAGUCCCUCUCGGCAGCACUCAGAGCCCGAAGCCGGCGGGGAGGACUUGCCCCAGCCCCCGGGUACCUUCAAGGAGGGGCAGAGACAUGCGGCCGCCCUCGCCCUGCAGGCCCGUUGGAAGGUGUACAGACGGCAGAAGGAAAAGGCCACGCUGGACGAGGCGGCCACUGUGCUUCAGGCAGCUUUCAGGGGACACCUGGCAAGAGCGAGCCUGUUACUGAGCAAAUCUAGCCCACCCAGUCUCCCAAGCCAGAACUCUCCCACGCCUCGAGUUCCUAGCCCCACUGCCCAGGACAAGGGCGACCCAGAGCAAGAGGCAGCCAUCACCCUCAUCCAGUCAGUCCUCCGGGCAUACCUGGCACGGGCCGGGCACAGUCCCAGGACUCGCGCCACGGCUCCUUCAAAGAGGUCGGCUGCUUCGGCCACACACUUCAGGACCGCCUCUCCACCCACCGCUGCCGCUCCCGCUGGUCGGGAAGGCAGCAGCGUAAGCCCUGGGGUCACCGUGAGGGGACCAGCUGCCAAGGCUGGGGGGCCGAGACCGUGGAAGCCAGAGACACCGGCAGCCCCGAAGCCCUGCAGCCCUUCCACGUCCCUGCCCACAGGGUGGCCACCCCUGGUGCUUCCACUUGCGAACGACAUCUGCUCCAGCGACUCCGACGACUCCGACGAGGUUGUCGUGGCUCCACGACUGACCCUGAAGAACGCCACCCGCCCGCCCCCCGCCCUGGGCCCCCGUCAGUGCAGCUCCCUUGGCGAUGCCCUGUCUGGGGAGGGGUAGGCUGAGCAGAUGGUCACGCUGAAGGGCAGUACCUGUGCCUGCCCUGAACCACAGCUGGGCCUGUUCGUUUGUGGGAGGAACCCGAGUGCCUGCGUCUCAUCUCGGGGGAGUGUCUGUGGUCCCACCAGCCCCUGGUCUCCCAUGCUGACACGUCGCCGCAACCGGAGGGGCAGCCAAGGAGCCCCAAAGAGACGUUUCACAGCAGCUGGCAGCCGCCUGACCCAUCACCCAGAAAACAGUUGAGCCAGGCCUAGUCUGUCCCAUUGUUUGGUGUUCCUCUGCCCGCUUCCCCCACUGGACUGACUGGGAGUUUGGCCGACGUGGGUGCUGACCUGUGCCUGGUGUCAUCCCCUGGGCCAGACCCAGGCAGCCCGACCCACCCUGCGCUGGGCGCCAGGCUCGGAGUGGAAGGUCCACGGGAGCCAACCAGAAAGCACGGGGCCGCAAGCCUGCGUGAUCCUCGUCCACGACCAGGCGGUCUGCGAUUCUGUCCUCCCAGGGAGCCCCAGGCUGUGUGUUCUGAAGGCAGGGCCCUGCUCCAGAGGGGCGGGCAGCUGUGUGCGACGUCCGGGCUGGCCUGCUCUCUAAGACCUGCGGGGCCUGGCCAGCGCGGCACUGAGAAGGACAAGAUGAGCCUGUGGGUCUCCCGAGAAGGUGCCCCUGUGCCGUGGGAAUACGCACAUCCACCGUGCCCCGGCGUCUCCUGCAGCCCAGCACAGAGGGCCUCUUAAAUGCAGAGCCUUGAAGCUACCUCUAUAAACGACAUAAACCGGGUAACUCUGGCCAGCCGACAUCCAGUGUGCACCCCUGGGAGCCUCAGACACUGCACUAGCUUGGCUCCAGGCCUGGGGUUGGCCUUCCCCUGGGCCAGCCAGGCUGGCCCCACAUUGCACUCAGGCCCCCAGGUGGGUGCAAGGCCCAGCAUGGGACAGGGCCAGGGGUGUGAGCAGGGCGUGGGGCAAGCUUUCGGGGAGCAAGGCUCUGGGAGGUGGCAAGGCCGAGGUCCCUGGGGAGACUGGAAAGGGAAAAGUGACCUUGGAGAAGGGACCGCAGCCUCAGGCAUCAGUGCCCAGAAGGCCAGGUCCUGCGUGUCUGGGUGCGGCCUGCUGGGCCUGACUCGCCACAGUGCCUGCACAUCCCGGGGACAGGACAGCAGAGCACACCUGUCUCAUCCCAAUACCCAAAACCGGCAGUGACCAGGUGUGGCUGCUGGGCCUGGCCUCCUGAACUGCAGGUGGGCAGCAGGCUGCUGCGGGGUGGGGGGACACCUGUUCCCACCCCCCACCCAGCUCCCAUCUGUGGGCGGGUGCCAGCCGGGAGUGGGCUGCUAGACUCAGCAGGCAGAGGAGAGGAUGAGGCCACGGUGGGAGUGGGUGUGUCUCAGGAGGGUCCCGGGCUGUUGGUGCAGGUGCAAUCUCUAAGAGUGAGGGGCAUGGCUGGGAGCUGCCCCUGGGGGGGAUGUGGCAAGGGGCAGAGGGCCACAGGAUCAUCACUGUGGGGAGCAGAGCUUCUGCAGCCCGGUCCCUGUGUGCAGUAAGGAGGGACUCCAACGGGGCCCUGGCCAUCCAAGCUGCGCUGUCAGGCGAGUGUCAGCCUGAGUCUUCGAGGUCCUCGGGAGGGAGUGGUCCUGGUGUCAGGAAGAGGUAGACCACCAGGCUCAGCCGUGCAGGUGGCAGGGCAGGACGGUCAGGCUUCCUGUCCACCGAGCCCCUGCCGGUGCAGGACACCUGCCAGCCACCCCAGUGAGACCCAGCUGGGCUUGCUGGGAGCCCCUCCCAUGUCUGGAAGCCCUGGUUCCCCCUGCUCGUCACUGUUGGCCUGCACAAAUAAAGGUGGUUCUGCAGCGCAUUCA